This is a messenger RNA of Chiloscyllium plagiosum (whitespotted bambooshark), 1944 nucleotides long. RefSeq names its product proteinase-activated receptor 3-like. Lineage: Eukaryota; Metazoa; Chordata; Chondrichthyes; Orectolobiformes; Hemiscylliidae. Gene Ontology annotation, cellular component: plasma membrane. The record is from RefSeq and is a predicted model, not a curated record. Gene Ontology annotation, biological process: thrombin-activated receptor signaling pathway; blood coagulation; positive regulation of Rho protein signal transduction. Gene Ontology annotation, molecular function: thrombin-activated receptor activity.
CGGAUUAAAUUCCUCCAAUAUUUCCCAACUUUUGGAAAGCAGGCUUACAGCUUUAGCCCCAUCUCCUAAUGAUCCUUUAAAUUCCGAAAAUCCUUUCCAGAAGUCUGGAUUCAAUAGAUAAAGGAUAUCAAGCUGUUGAUGUUUAUACAGCUUGAAGACAUUGUUCAGUGAGCUGUUUCCUCCAGCGGGUCCACUCCUGAAAGCUGGGCACUCUCUACAGAGGCUGCUGUGUUGCUCAGAACCUGAAGUUGAAGCUGACUGAGAUGAAGCGUACCUUGUUGCUGCUGACUCCGUUGUUAAUCCUGCCUGCUGUACCAGCUUACAGCUCUAUGGAUUAUGACGAGUAUGAUGAUUACUCCAAUAAUGACCCACCAGCUUCCCCAGUGAAGGGUUCAAUCCCGAGCACAGCUGAAAUCAUGAGGACGUUUGCCGCUGAGCGUAGAACUCUGAAUGGUUCCAAUUACACGGUGUGGGUGGUGCGUGAAAGAGCCUCACAGUUACUUACUGGACCCCUCACCACUGCCACCAUCCCAGUUCUCUACACUCUGGUCUUUGUCAUCGGCCUCCCAUCAAAUGGCCUGGGGCUUUGGGUCUUGGCAACCAGAGUCCGCAAAUUACCGUCCACCAUCUUCCUGAUGAACCUGGCUGUAGCUGACCUACUCCUGUGCCUCGUGCUGCCGUUCAAAAUUCACUAUCACUUCCUGGGCAACCACUGGCUCUUUGGUGAGGCUCUGUGUCGGACAAUGACCGCCUUCUUCUACGGGAACAUGUACUGCUCCAUCCUGCUGCUCACCUUCAUCAGUGUGGACAGAUACUUCGCUCUGGUCCACCCGUUUCUCUCCAAGCGAUUCCGGGACAAUGGCUUCGCUGUCAGGAGCUGUUGUGUGAUUUGGCUGCUUGUUGUCGUUGCCAUGUUACCGUUUCUCCUCCGCAGACAGACCUAUCCAAUCCAGAACCUCAACAUCACCACCUGCCAUGAUGCUUUACCCCUGGAAAGUCUAAAUGACUAUUUCUUCUAUUAUUUUGUGUGUCUGGUUGGCUUGGGCUUUGUUGUUCCUUGCUGUGUGACAGUGUUUUGCUAUGGCUCUGUCAUCUGGACCCUGAUCCAGACAGAGAGACGCUAUGUCCAUGCUGCAGUGCUCACAGGGCUGAUCCUGUUGGUGUUUGUGGUCUGCUUUGCCCCUAGUAAUUGCAUUUUGCUCAUUCACCACUCAGAGUACCUGCAGCACCAAAGCAGUAAGCUGUAUAUUUAUUACAUGGUGGGUCUGGUCCUCAGUAGCUGCAGCAGCUCCAUCAACCCCUUCAUUUAUUAUUAUGUUUCCGAUGAGUUUCGAGCCAAAGUGAAACGUGUCAUUUACUGUCGGAAAGUCAAAGACAGGACCUUCUCAGGUAAAACGUCUCAGGAGCUUCUGUCUACGAGCACCUACUCACCAUCCACACAGACCACAAGCUCCACAAGGGACAGUUCCAAAAACUGAACAAACCCAAACUCUGCCCACAGUACCUCGCAGGCCCAGACACAUCACCAGAUGGAAAAUAAUCCCAAUCAGUCAAUCCAAACAGAUUCUGAAUCCCCCAAUGUCAUCAUUUUGGAAUUUAGAAAAUAGAAGUGUUUGGUGUGGGGGGUGGGUGAAGGGGAUCAGGUUAGAUUCCAAGCCCCUGAAGCAGUCCAGCUGAGCUGCUGUCAGCUUCCUCUCCAUGGGAUCAGCCUGUCCCCGGUUAGUCAAUGUUCUUUCAGUCUGACUCGUACAGGGAUACACCACCUGCAGCAGCUGCAGCAUGAGCCUGUACCUCCUAAUCCAGACAUAGGGACACUACCGCUGUGCCAUAAAGUAUCUGUCCAGAUUUGAACUGGGAUCAAAGGGCUCCCCCUUCCCCCCAACCUCUGUCCCACCCCCCUCUCCCCACUCAUCCUCCCUUCCAUCUCCCACUGUCCCCCCUCCC